CAUUGUUAGGCGCAACUACCUUCAUUUUGUGAAGAAGUAUCAGAGAAGUUGGUUGAUUCAUCCUCCUCUAUUUACUCUCGAUAUAAUCUGUUAUUGUUUCUCUUCAUCGAUACACCAUGUAUAAAGUAGCCAAAGCUAGUGAAUAUCUUGCCAUUACCGGAAGUGGUAUCAGAGAUAUUAAAAUUGCCAAGAAAGGAUGGGUCUUUCCCGGCCAAUCUUGUGCUAUUAUCGAGGUCUCACCUGUCAAUUAUACGUUCCAAGUUCAAGCCAUGAGUGCCGAGAAACUCCCCUUUGUCCUCCCGGCCGUCUUCACCAUUGGCCCUCGCGUGGAUGAUGAAGAAAGCUUGCUUAAAUAUGCCAAACUUAUCGCCCCACAUGACAAGCACUCUGACCAUGUCACCGAGCUUGUUCAGGGUAUCAUUGAAGGUGAAACUAGAGUCCUUGCCGCUUCCAUGACCAUGGAACAGGUUUUUAAAGGCACCAAAGAGUUCAAGCAAGAAGUUUUUGAAAAAGUUCAACUUGAACUUAACCAGUUUGGACUUGUAAUUUACAACGCUAAUGUUAAACAACUGGUUGAUGUGCCUGGACAUGAGUACUUUUCUUAUUUGGGUCAAAAGACACAGAUGGAGGCAGCGAAUCAAGCUAAAAUCGAUGUUGCGGAGGCGAAGAUGAAAGGAGAAGUUGGAGCAAAGUUGAGACAGGGUCAGACGCUUCAAAACGCGGCGAAGAUUGAUGCAGAGACGAAGGUGAUAUCCACCCAAAGGCAAGGACAGGGGAGAAAGGAGGAGAUAAAGGUGAAGACUGAAGUUACGGUUUAUGAGAACGAAAGAGAGGCUGAGGUGGCAAAGGCUAAUGCUGAACUGGCGAAGAAGAAGGCUGCUUGGUCCAAAGAGGCCCAGGUGGCGGAGGUGGAGGCCGCCAAGGCGGUGGCCUUGAGGGACGCUGAAUUGCAAGGAGAAGUUGAAAAGAUGAAUGGCAUGACCAGAACUCAGAAACUCAAGGCUGAGUUUUUGAGUAAGGCCAGUGUUGAAUAUGAAACCAAGGUGCAAGAAGCAAACUGGGAUCUCUACAAGAAACAGAAAGCCGCUGAAGCAGCACUCUUCGAAAAAGAGAAGGAGGCAGAGGCUAAGAAAGCAAUGGCCGAGGCAGAAUUUUAUGCUCGUCAACAAGCCGCUGAUGGAGAAUUAUAUACAAAGCAAAAAGAAGCUGAAGGGCUAAUGGCAGUUGCACAAGCCCAAGGGCAUUACCUGCGCACUCUUUUAGGCGCAGUGGGGGGCAACUAUGCGGCCGUGAGGGAUUACUUGAUGAUAACUGGGGGUAUGUUUCAAGACAUUGCCAGACUUAACGCUCAAGCCGUGCAAGGAAUGCAGCCCAAAAUCAGCGUUUGGAAUAAUGGUAGCGAUGGAUCAGAGGGGGCUGCAGCUGGUGGCUCCGCCAUGAAGGAAGUUGCUGGGGUUUAUCGCAUGCUGCCACCCUUGUUCAAGACUGUUCAUGAGCAAACUGGAAUGCUCCCACCUUCUUGGAUGGGCUCUUUGCCUGACUCCACCAACCCUCCCAAUAAUUAAUUAGCUAUUAUAUAGGUUGAUUUAGUUUCCCUCUAAUAGUU
Molecule: messenger RNA, 1606 nt
Organism: Pistacia vera
Lineage: Eukaryota; Viridiplantae; Streptophyta; Magnoliopsida; Sapindales; Anacardiaceae
Product: flotillin-like protein 3
Exons: 3
Coding region: 117-1565 (482 amino acids)
Biological process (GO): protein localization to plasma membrane
Cellular component (GO): plasma membrane raft; plasma membrane
Source: RefSeq, a predicted model, not a curated record